Molecule: messenger RNA, 2718 nt
Organism: Parnassius apollo (apollo)
Lineage: Eukaryota; Metazoa; Arthropoda; Insecta; Lepidoptera; Papilionidae
Source: the annotation of a GenBank genome assembly
AUGUCUAAAUUAACAAGAGUUAUUUUAAUAUUUGCUGCGGCGUCAGCUGUUAGAAUCGAAGAUGAGGGUUUGGAGUCUUUGGACUCUCACGAAGUAAUGAUAGCACAGGAGUCUAGGAAGUAUCACAAGCUAGUUGCGCCAUCGGUCCGAAUUACAAAGCCUAAUGGUGUUACCAACUCGCACAGACCUCAGUACGAUCUAGAUUCCUUAGACGAGGAAAUAGCUAACCCAGACGUACAGAACUUCUUCGAAGCUACGACUCGGAAAAGUCUGUAUAAAACUUACAACCCUCAUAAUGCGAGGAAUAUGGAGGCAAUGAUCAGAGAUGCGGUUCUUAAAGCCUUGGAGAGAAGAGAUCAUGUGGGAAAAUUUGCACAAAUUCUUCCCAUUAUCAGGGCAAUGAGCCGAAGUCAGAGGGUCGCAUUAGCGUCACUAGUUGCCAGUCAAGUAAGCACUCCACCAGGAAGGAUUCCACUUAAUCUUUCACAGGUGAGAUCUAUGUUCGGUAACGAAGACAAUUCUUCCUCCGAGCUGAUGCUCCCGAUACUGUUAGACAUGGCUAAUUUGAUCCGACGGGCAGUUAGAUCAGGAAAGGAACCGAGAGAAGUAAAACUGCCAUCGACACUACCGCAAGUCCCGUUCCUUAGACGUUCAUUCCUCGAAGACACGUCACAGAGCGAUGAGUUUGAUCCGGGUGUUGUGGAAUUCAAAUCACUUAAAACCACUACCACUAAACCAAAACUCACUUUCAAGAAUCUCAAUACAAGAAUCAGACCUCAAAGAACUACAGAAACUCGAUCCAAUAAAACAGAUGUAGAGAAUAAAACUGUACAAGUUAACAAGACACUAAUCGACAGUUUGUUACAGAGUAACGUUGAUAACUUCGAUUUUACUUCUGUUGACAAUAAUGACAAUAAAAAUAAAACGACAAAUGAAACCACUGCAAUGGAGCCACCACAGCAAACACAGGCUGAAGGCAGAUCGAUGACGCUUGCUGACAACAUGACUUUGGACCUGACAGCCGACGCUACCAAUCACUCGUUGGUACACCAGCUGCCCGUAGCUGAGAAACUCCGUUCGUUUAACAGAUACGUUGACAGAAAAGGAAAUACAAUCCGUCGUGGCACUUACACUUCAAAAUCACCGCUUGUACUUCGUCGCACUACAGCUGAACCAACACCAGCGCCAUCUUUAAGCUCUAUCAGUAGACGGAGACCAUUUCCAGCCAGAAAACUCCCAACCUUAUCAGGAGAGCAGAAAAAGUGUGAACAAUUUACCAAUACGGUUUGCCUUCACAUUGAUGAUUACCCUGCGGAAGCUAUAGUCCAGUCAAUAAGGCGUAACAAAGGGGCCGGAGCACUUCUAGCUGACAUUAAGGACCCUGGAGAAGGAGCUGUUGAUGGCAUUACUGCAUCACAGGAGGCAAAAUAUACCGCUGAGCACUACCUUGUGUCCAACAGGCGUGGCGACACAGCCAGCAGAGAUUUCGCGAGUGCAGGAGAGGCUGGCUUUAUGUGCCCCAGCACCGUAAAGUACGCUAGACCGCAGCGAGCAAGGGCUACUUCGGGGCAGUGGAAAUAUAUCGUGAACACUGGCGAGCAUACUCAGACAUUACGAUUGGAAAAAUGCUUAAAACCAAAAGAAUCGUGCACUUAUUUGACUGAUAAUUUUAAGUCUAAAUGUGUACAAGUAUAUAACUAUCACAGACUUUUAACUUGGGAUCAGCAAAAUGGCUUGCAUAUGGAUAUAUUUAAGGUUCCCACGUGCUGUUCCUGUCAUAUUGAAGGAUACAGCGUCGCUUUUCCACCACUAGGUCAAAGAAUAUAUGAAACUUCGUCAGAACAUUUUCCUGGAGAAGAAUUAUCCCCAGAACAUGCUAAUCAGGCUGUUCAAUCCACCGUUAAGAAACCUGCAGUUACGAAAACUUACAAUUUUCCAUUUAACAAGCCAUUAGACACAUUGCCUUCAUUGAUUGAUAAGCAUAACUCAAUUCCAGGCCUAUUAUUUUCAGAUGUAAGUGAUGACGAUGAGCUUAGCAAUAUGUCUCCACAUAGUUUUAAAGAUUCUUAUGGGAAUUCUUACUUCCCGGAUUCCGUUAAUCAAGGAACUUCAAUAAGAAACAUUAGGAAACCUCCUUCGGCCCGGAACCCUGUCGAAACAAUUGAUUUUAAUACCGCAACAUUACCAAGCUAUUUAGAACCUCCCACGCCAUCAGGAUCAUCUUCGUUAUCGUACUUUAAAGAUGUUUUAAACAAAUACAAAUAUACUGAUAACUUAUUUAAAAAAGGCAUUUCAAGACAAAAUCGUCGGCCAAUUAGAAAUAAAAUAUCUAAUGGACCAGAAGAUUUAGUACCUUCCGGUACGUCUGCAGUUAGCUCAUUUUCUAAUGAUAAUUCAGAUAUUAAGGAAGAGUUGCCUCCGGGAUUUCAGAGUUCUGACUCAAGGAAAACAAAUCCUAACACCAGUGUUAGAGUAACAAUAGCACCUAAGUUAUUUGCAGUGACAACAGAAAAACAAUUUAGUGCUUUAAGACCUAAAGGGGAGAACGUUACAAGUAGUAAGCGUGUCAAUUAUAAUUAUCAUCCUAUAAUUGAAUUUUUUGAAGAAGAAGAUAAGAAAGGUAAUGAGUCUAUUGAUAGAGAGGAUAAUAUUUCCGAAUUUAUACCUGAAUCAGAAUGGAAACCUAUCAGUCAACUAGCUUUGACUGAAAAAUCUUAA